UUCUCUGUCCUCAUCUCUGGAGUUACUCAAUGCCGAAGCUUCACACAAAAAAAAAGAGAGAGAGAAAAGAAGAAGAAGGAGGGGAAAAAAAAAUCUCACCAAAGACAAGGACUCCAGGAGGGGCUUUCAAAUGAAUUCCUCCCCCCCCUCCCUCCUUUCCUUGUGUUUUACAACACUGUGUCUUCCCUGCUCAGGAGAUCACACCAGAAAGCCACACACAGGAGAAGGGGAAGCGAAUUUUCUCUGUGUCUAGAUGUAUUUUUCUCCCAGGCUGCAGAUGGCAUUAGGAUCUUGAAGGAAAAAAAAACAACACACAAAACAACCAACUUUCCAGCCCUGGCAUGAAAAAUCCAGGCAGGGAGGGGGAAAAAAUCCAUACAACUUUUUCUAGCCUAGGGGGGCAAAGGCUCUGGGCGCCUCUUGAUUUGUGUGUGUGAAUCUCCAGGAGGAAAACACAGAGAAGGGGUGGAAAAAAAAAAUCCCUUUUCCUUUGCAAUCAUGGCAUUGAGGACUUCAUUGCUUGCACUCUGUAUGGGGUUACUGGUUUCCUGGCUGGAACUGUGGAUUAUAUCAGCUGUUAGCCUGGAGCCAAUAUACUGGAACACAGCAAAUAAAAAGUUCCAGGCGGCGGGCGGCUACGUCCUGUACCCGCAGAUCGGCGACCGGCUGGACCUGAUCUGCCCGCGGUCCCGGCCCCCGGGCCCCUUCUCGGCGGAGGAGUACGAGUAUUACAAGCUGUACCUGGUGCCGGGCGAUCAGGCCCGGGCGUGCGAGAUCCUGCAGGCCCCCAACCUGCUGCUGACGUGCGACCGGCCCGAGCACGACGUGCGAUUCACCAUCAAGUUCCAGGAGUUCAGCCCCAACCUGUGGGGGAGACCCAAAGCAAACAACCAGGACUACUACAUCAUCACCACGUCGGACGGCACCAAGGAGGGGCUGGAGAACCUGAGGGGCGGCGCCUGCCUCUCGAAGGGGAUGAAAGUCGUCUUGAAAGUGGGGCAGCAUCCCAGCACGGGCUCCAAGUCCCAGAAAUCGAGGCCGGAGACGCCGCCCGAGAAGGAGCGCGGGACGCCGGGCGGGGCGGACGCUGGCCAGGAAAGCGCCGCAGGCACUGGGAACGCCACUGGCCCGGCCGGGGGCGCGAACGGGCCCCUGCCCCAGCCCAACGUGCCCGCGGUGGCCGGGGCGGCCGGGGGCGCCGCCUUCGUGGCUUUGGUGGCGGCGGGCGUGACGGGGGCCGUGUGCUGGCGCCGGCGCCGGGCCAAGCAGAGCGACACCCACCUGCCGCCCCUCUCGCUCGGCGGCCUGGCGAGCCCCAAGCGGGGCGGGGCCGGCGGGGGGGGGAACAACAACGGGUCGGAGCCCAGCGACAUCAUCGUCCCGCUCCGGACGUCGGACGGGCCCUUCUGCCCCCACUACGAGAAAGUGAGCGGGGACUACGGGCACCCCGUCUACAUCGUCCAGGAGAUGCCCCCCCAGAGCCCCGCCAACAUCUACUCCCCCGGGUGAGGGGCGGGAAGGGGGGCCCGGGCCCACCCCGGCACCGGCUACGGACUCGUGCCUCUCCCCCCCCCGAGACGGACGCCCCCUCCCGGCGCCGACGGGGUUCACGCGGAGCCAGGAUGGAGACCCCCCAAAUACAGACGCCCCCCCCGGUGCUGACGGGGUUCACGCGGAGCCAGGACGGUGACCCCCCCUGAGACGGACGCCCCCUCCCGGCGCUGAAGGGGUUCACGUGGAGCCAGGACGGCGACCCCCCCUAAUACGGACGCCCCCCCCGGUGCUGACGGGGUUGACGCGGAGCCAGGACGGCGACCCCCCCUAAUAUGGACAGCGCCCCCCCAGCGCUGACGGAGACGGACGCCCCCCGCUCCUGAUUCUUCCUCAUGUGAACGGCCCCCGGCACGGACAGGAUUAAAGCAGAGAUGGGGGGGCCUUGUACUCUGGCACUGAUGUGGGGGAGGGCUCAGAGCGGGUCCCUUCCCCAGACCCCCCCCCUCCAGCUCCGCUCCUCCCAGGCCAGAUCCUCCCGCCCCCCCAGCUCCACCAGGGAUGGGGGUCUUUGGGGCCGGGGGGAGGCCAGGAGCAGCUGUGUUAUGUCUCGGGGUGGGGUGAGGGGAGAUCAGCCCUGUUCAGGAGAUUUUCCCCCCUGUCCUAAGCACUGGUGGGGGCAGUUUUAAACGCCCCCCCCAGUCCCCGUUCACGUGGAGUGGGGGUGGGAUUCGAGGGGGAGGCGAAAGGUUUGGUCAUUUCAACCAUUGGGACCUUUUCCGUGUCUCCGUUUUGAAAAUGUGACAACAAAAAUGGCCGCCAGCCGCACGCGCCCCCCCCUUUAUCAGAGAGACGUUUUCACCGGGGGGGGGGGGGCCAGGCAUGGAGGUAUGGGAGUGGGCUUGUCGUUUUUCACACACACCCGCCCCCCCCAUCGCCAUUCAGCAAGACGCGAACUUUAAGCCACAGGAAGUGACAUUUCGCCCGCCGGGAAAUGCGGCGGAGGAAGAGACUCGGGCGAGGGCGGGACUUCCUCUUUUGGGACGGGGCCUUCCUGUUUUGGGCGGGACUUCCUGUUUCGGGCGGGACUUCCUGCUUCGGGCCCGGAAAUGACUUCAAGGGGGCGGGGUGGUGGGGCGGAUCUUUGCAGGCUUCAACGACGUUUUUUGACCUGGGAAUUUCUUAGCGUUUGUUGGUGGAAUUUACUGUCCGAUCACGUGCAUUAUAGACGUUCUUGUGCAGCCGUCUGGACGCCGUUGGUUAUUUCCUACCCGUCUCUCCCCCGCCUCCUUUUCCCUCGUGAGUUCACGAGGGAGCCCCGGGGUGUGGGUGUUACACUUGUGAUCCUGCU
This is a messenger RNA of Mauremys reevesii (Reeves's turtle), 2842 nucleotides long. It is a transcript of the gene EFNB3, whose product is annotated as ephrin B3. Gene Ontology annotation, molecular function: ephrin receptor binding. The record is from RefSeq and is a predicted model, not a curated record. Gene Ontology annotation, biological process: ephrin receptor signaling pathway; axon guidance. Gene Ontology annotation, cellular component: plasma membrane. Lineage: Eukaryota; Metazoa; Chordata; Testudines; Geoemydidae.